AACUCCUUGCAGUCUGUGCCGUCCCGCGCUUUGCCGCUCCGCAGGCCGCCUCCGCCGCUACCUCCUCGCGAGCCGCCGCCCCUGCUCGCCGUCCGUCGCGUCCUCAAGAGCUGGCCCCCUCCUCGCAAGCCCCUCGCCGUGCUCGCAGGCGCAGCCCCCCUCCUCGCAAGCCCCUCGCCGUGCUCACAGCUCCCCUCCUCGCGAGCCCGUCGCCUUGCUCACGACCUGCCGCCUCCUCGCGAGUGGCCUCUCCCGCCGCCCUGCUCGCGUCCCAGGCCCCUCAUCUCGCGCCGCCUCCGCUGCCGCCCAAGCAGCGGCCUUCGCCUGCCGUGCUCGCGAACCGCGGCCGCCGCUGCCCUUGCUCGCGGACCGCCAGCGCGGCUGUUCGCAGCCCGUCGCCGCCACCGGGCGCCCGUCGCAGGGUUUGGGAGAUUGGAAAGAAAGGAGGGGAAACGAGCUUUUCGGGAGAGAUUUCUGCGCGAGCCGUCCGUGAGCCGCGUGGUCCGGCCAAAAAGAGCGACUCACGCGAACCGCUGUUUUGUGGGAUUAUUCGCUCGUGGGUGGCAUCGCCUCUAGACCAAACACCCGAGAAAAUUGAUUUGAACCGGUUGGCAGCGCACGGGCGGCCCGACACUCUAAACCAAUCACACACUGAGGAGAAACCUACUGGAAGCUAUUCAGCAGUUCAACUGAAUUUCAUCAGUCAGCAAAUUCAGAACUGCCGCUGCAGACGAGCUCUCUGUGGGCCCUCAAAACCCACUUGUUGUUUCCACGGCCCGCUCAUCAAAGCCCACUUGUUGUUUCCCGAAGCCCGCACGGCCGACAUUGAAAUUCCCCGCCUGCCGCCCGAACAUAACCGCCGUCUCUCAAGUUGUCAACGAACUCCCAUCCCCUGCUUCCCUUCCUCGCCCAGAAACCAAGAGCCCCCAUCCACCUCUCUCUCCCUCCCUUGCCAUGGCAUCCCCAUGCCAUCGCGCAGCGCUCGCGGCCAUGGCAUCCACGUCGUCGGCGGCGGCCAUGGCAUCCGCGUCGUCGGCGGCGGCCAUGCCUGCACAGAUUCGGCGGCCAAGGUUCCCGGACGGGGAGCACGUGCGGCUGCGAAGCCGCGUGCUGGGCACCUACCUCCACGCCGACACCGACGGUGCUGCCAUAUCCCUCUCCCCCCGCCGGGCGUCGAUGAACGUGGCGUGGCGGGUGCACAUCUACAACGACGGCCUGGGCAACGGGUACUUGCUGCUGCAGGGCGCCGCCUACGGCCUCUACCUUGGCUCCACUCGCGGGAUCCCGGCGGAGCUCGGCCACCACGGCAUCCACGUCUACCAGAGCCCCUACGACGAGCCGGAGUUCGAGGACAUCAUGUGGCAGGUCCUCGUGUCUCGAGACGACGUGCUGCUCCGCCAUGUCGACGGACACUACCUCCGCGCCAACGGGAAGUACCCUGGCUGGAACGACCGCCCCACCGUCGACGACUUCGACGGCCGUAGCAUGAUGAUGCGCUGGGUUGUGGAGCGCAUCCCCGCCAGGCAGAACAUUCCUGGCCUCCCAUAUCCCCAGGUCGAGGAACCCGGCAACUACUUAAGGAGGGUUUGGAAUAUUUGGAUGAACCCCAACGAUAACCACAUAGAGGCACCGUGGCGGCUGAUCCGGUUCGUGCCGGCGGGCACCCACGGGCUGUACCCCACCGACAAGUGGGCCGAGGUCCAGUUCAGGGGGAACUCCAUCUUCCUCCUCAAGGACUGGAUGGUCACCGAGUUUAGCGAGGCGGAGAUCAAUUACAGGAGGGGUUACGCGCGGCGGAACUCGACGCUCUGGUCAGACUGGAACUCCAUCGUCUUGUGCGUCCGAGCGGGCCGCUACGCGCGGCUGUGCCCGAUGCUGGUCGACCUGCCUGUCGAAGGCGAGACCCUCUUCGUUGUCGUCUUCAGGACCGGGACGCCAGGCGAAGCGCAGCUGAGAUACCCGGAUAUCGACGCAGAGUAGAUGAGAUCAGAAGACUCCUGAUGGUCGCCUCACAAUUCACCUCGAUCGUUAGAAGCGCCACCGCCUCAGACACAAUCAGUAUAGACACAGAAAAACUGGACGUCUACUUUUGCAUAGAGAUUUAUUUUCGGAAAAACUCAGCAGCUUUUGUAUUUCUGCUACCUAAACUUGAUCUGUUCUCCUGACAGGAGUAUCCUGUCAGUUUUGACCUCUGCACUUCUAUUUUUUCGUCUUCCUGAAAUCGCUAAUUGAAUGGCUGAACAAUUGUGCAGUGACAUUGGUUGUAACUGCUGCGCAGCUAACGGUGCCAUUUAGAGUUUAGAGUUUGGUAGGAUAAUUCAGAACUCCUGAAAGCAUUAAGUAGAUGGCUGAACAAUGGUUGCUCUUAUUCUGGCAACUCCAUCAUCGUUUAUAGCUCCAUUUCUCUUAGAUGAAGCUUCUGAUGUCAUCUGUUUCAGUUCAACUCUUCAGAUGUGUCGUGCAUUGGACAUGGUAACAUGGUACAAUUGGUUUCACACGCA
Molecule: messenger RNA, 2501 nt
Organism: Brachypodium distachyon (stiff brome)
Lineage: Eukaryota; Viridiplantae; Streptophyta; Magnoliopsida; Poales; Poaceae
Exons: 3
Coding region: 955-1980 (341 amino acids)
Source: RefSeq, a predicted model, not a curated record